Molecule: messenger RNA, 3217 nt
Organism: Mugil cephalus (flathead mullet)
Lineage: Eukaryota; Metazoa; Chordata; Actinopteri; Mugiliformes; Mugilidae
Gene: rftn1a
Product: raftlin, lipid raft linker 1a
Exons: 11
Coding region: 192-2249 (685 amino acids)
Source: RefSeq, a predicted model, not a curated record
GCACAUAGUUUCCUCACAGUGUCCAACCCGGAGCGGCGAGUGAGAAACAACAGGAAGGAGAGAGGAUGAGAUAAACCGCCUCCUCUCUCCUUCUCCCCUGCACACGCUCAGCUGACUGAGAGCAAAGAGGAGGGAGACGCUUCAAGUGUGAGGGAGCUUUCGUUCGCUAGCGGGACCGACGAGGCUGAGAUAUGGGGUGUAGACUCCCAAAGUUGCGGAAGACAGAAGAGAGGCGUAGCCCAGGCAAUAUCUAUUCCACCCUCCGUCGGCCUCAGGUGGAGACUAAAGUUGGAGUGACCUACACCUACCACUUCCUGGAUUUCCUGUUGGGGAAAGAAGAGGUCUCAUCGGUGUCGUCGGUGCUCUGCCUGUCCUCGGUCCGAGAGCUGCCGGUUCAGGUCAGGGAGCUCUACACGCAGGGCUUUGUCCUGGUUGCCGUCCACCCGUUUGUCCACCCCUGCGGCCCCCGCCACGCGCACAUCCAGCGGCAGCUCCACCGGGCCGUGCUGGUCCGAGAGACACCGAGCUCAGAGAAGAACCAGCUGAGAUGGGCGAGAAAUCGCCUGGAGACGGACGUCUGCGUGGCGGGUCACCAGGUUGCUGACCCCGAAGUGAUCCAGAGCUACGUCAAGCGGAUCCAGGAUGUAGCGGAGCAAGGGGUGAUGUUUGUGGGUUUUCUGCAGCAGCCAGGUGGCGGACCCUGCUUCCUGGGGAACUGGGAUCCUGAGGAGCUGUCGUCCUUACAUUCAAGCCCUUCGCCCAUACACCGACACCCUUUCAGCGCCAGCACCAGCCCGACAGAUCCCACAGACCCACAUCAAAAUGGGCCAGACGCCGAUCAGUGCCCUCAUGAGCCUCAACACUUAGAUCAUGGCGAUGCAGAAUACGACACACGGGACCACAACCCUCUGAAGCCCACCCGCAGCUUAGAGCGCAACACGGAGGAGUCUCCUGAGCAAAUUGGCAUCAAAGCAUCGAUGAACGAACCUCAGCGUCACGUCAGAUCUGGUGUAGACACGGUUCAGGAUGAUGCUGAGGGGAACCAGCUUUGUCCGAGCCCUCCAGAAACAACGGGUGCCGUGAGGCAGCAGGAGUGGAGCGUACCUGAAGCUAAACGAAAUGCGUCCACAGAGAAACAGUUUAGCCUUCCCAGCCAGAGGGAAAGACGGGGUUCCAGCUCGGACAGCUGGCUCAGCUCUCCAGAACUCGACCACAGCCACGAAAGAAGGUCCAGCUCUGCUUGGCAAGGCAGGGUGACGACACACAACAACAACCACAUCAGGUUAAAGGGUUCAGAGAAGGGAGCCACUUCACCACCGUCGCAGGCCAGGAUGCAGCUGUUUGCGCUGUACAACCACACUGAGGAGCUGAACACCUCUCUGAGGUUCUACUCGCUCAGGGUGCCGCUGCGAGUCCAGAAAGAGACGGGGCUCAUCACGGACGUUGACGCGCACUGGCUGGACCACAUGACUCAGCAUUUCACCAGCGGAGCGCAGCUCAUCGACGGGUUCUUCCACCUCAGAGACGAUAGCGACAACGGUGUCUCGUCCGUGGACAGCGUGUUCAUCUUCCAGAGCUCUGCAGAGGAGACCGCAAACACCUCGUACGAUGCCAUCGUGGUUGAGCAGUGGACCGUUGUGGAUGGUGUUGUGGUGAAGACAGACUACAUCCCACUGCUCCAGUCUUUAGCCCCGUACGGAUGGCGACUUAUGUGUGUGUUGCCCACGCCGAUCGUCAAGACAAACAGUGACGGGAGUUUGUCGACCAAGCAAAUCCUCUUCCUUCAGAGACCCGUUCUGCAGCGCAAGAGAAAAGACUUCAAGAUGCUGAGCCUCAGGGGUCGCGGCAAGGCAAAGAAAAACUCCGCCGGAGAAACGCUAGAGGAGAAAGAGGACGCGUCCCCCGUGACAGAGACCGAGAUGGACAGGCUGAGGAGAAACAAGAAAGGGGAGGAAGAAGCAGAGGGAAGGAAGAGCGGGGACAGCGGAAGGAGCGAGAGCCUUCAGAGGGGUGGCGAGGAGAGGGAAGAGGACGCGCGACAACAUCAAACGGGCUUCUCCUUCCUCUCGGAGAGCAGGGCUUCUGUCGAAGACCGGGAAGAGGAGACUGACAUUGAUAGGAUGCUGCUGUCCGCGCAGGAGAAGUCGGUGAGAUGGACAGAUUUCUGCCAGGGAGAUGAUGGGGGGAUCAAGGAGGAGGUGAAGACUGAAGAGCGGAUCAAACAGCAGCUGUUUUCCGGUGUCUGUUGACACAUUUGGCACAAAGCGGGCGAAGGGAACCGAAACUUGCUCAGUUUACUUAAAAAAUAAUAAAAAAAAAUAAUAAAAAGUAGGAUCUUUUCAAUGUUUCCGUUCCUCUGUGGACAGCCCAGAUGUAGUCAGGUAUACGCUGUAUCUAGAUUGCUUCUAUCUGCUCCGUUUAUGGCGUCAACGCACGCCGUCGAGGUCGUAGCUCCUGUAAAUGGCAAGAGUGCCGUGCAGUUCUCUGCUUUGGGUCAGUGCUGCUAUUUGAUGUGUCUUUAUUUCGCACCGUGCCUGUUCGAGGCUAUACAGUGCAACCUAGAGCUAGACUCCAGUCGAAGCCUUAAGUAUCGUUUCCUCUCAGACGGCUGUACUUUACGACUUACUCGUCACAGAACUGGGAGUUUUGAUUUCUCUGGGCUCGCUGUAUUUUUAUAUGCAAAGAUUAUGAUCAUUUAAGAGAAAAACACAAGAGGGGGAGAAAAAGAGAAGAAGGCUGAAACGAUGAAUGCAUUACGUCGUGUAUUAGAGUGUGGAUCGAUGCGAGUACAGUGAUGUCAAGUAAUUGCAGCCUUUUGAAAAGUGUCUUGAUUCUGUAGUUUGUUUUUUGUUUCAUUAUCAGUACAUAUCUAGCAGCAGGUACAGAGUAAAAUACAUCGAACUGUUUCAAAUCUUAGUCUCUCACUGUGGAAAUCAGAAAUACACCCUGAGUCUGGUUCUAAAUAAAAAGAUUUUCGAUGCAAAUUUUGGGAACAUCACAAAUUCUCUCCAAACCUGGUUAAAUAUAAUCAGAUGUCUGUGUGACGAUACCCUACACGAGGCCACCGACAACGUUCCUUUUUUCUAAUUUGUCACUCUGGAAAAUAUGUCACUUAGUCGGCUAUUUAUUACUCUAUUCCUGGGCCACCUGUGUUGUGUAUAAGUAGCGUAACAUGUUAAUAUAAAAACAAGGUCAAUAAAGUGUUUUAAAACAACAA